CCCUCAAAAUCACACACUCCCACACGCGCUCCAUGAUUGGUCUUCACUUCCCAACCCCUAAAUUCUCAUUCUCUGUCACUAUAUACGCCAUACAUAACACACAACGCGUCAACGCCAAAUAAACUUUCAAAUAAAUACCAAAAACACCCAAAUUUUAAUUAAAUAACAAAAUACACUACAAAGUCAAAAAAACAGUCUCUUUUUGUACAUAGGUCUGCGGUCUGCCACUUUCUUCCUUUUUACACUGUGUAGAUUCCCCCUCCUUCGGCUCAUACGCCAUACGCCUUUUGUCAUUCCGUUUAUUCCGCUCAAAUUCCGCAAUUUCCGCAUUUAAAUUUAAGCUAGAGAGAGAGAGAGAGAAAGAGGGGUUUCUUUUAUUGACUGCAUAUAAAAAAGCGGAAGCUCGAAUUUUUUUCAAUGAUCUGAAUAAUUGGCAUUAUUGCUUUCGUGGUACUGAAUUUGACCCGGGUCAAAGGAAUUUUAGCAUAUUCUAAUCUGGGUUUUUUUUUUUGUUUUUAACAAGUAUGGUGGCGGCGGCGGCGGCGGCGCCGGUGCUGGGUUCGUGACGAGAUUUGGUGGCGCGCACUCAUGGGCUGCGUGUCGUCGAAGCAGACGGUGUCGGUGACGCCGGCCGCGUUGGAUCACUCCGGGGCGUUGAACGGCGGGUCGGGUCGGAGCCGGGUGGGGAGCUCCACCGCGGGCGGCGAUGGUGGUUUGGUGGCCGAGCUGGAAUUGAACUUGAAGAAGGUUAAGAAGAGGGGGGCGACUGAGUCCGGGAGCGAGGUGGGUGAGUCGGGGCGGACGAGUUCGAACGGGUGCGGGAGCGAGUCGGUGAGUUUCAGGCUGGGGAACUUGCACAAGUAUGUUGAAGGGGAGCAGGCGGCCGCGGGUUGGCCGUCGUGGCUGAGCGCGGUGGCCGGAGAAGCCAUCCACGGCUGGGUUCCACUCAAAGCAGACUCUUUCGAGAAACUUGAAAAGAUUGGUCAGGGUACGUACAGCACGGUAUUCAGAGCACGCGACUUCGAAUCCGGUCGCAUAGUUGCUCUGAAGAAGGUUCGAUUCGACAAUUUCGAGCCGGAAAGUGUUCGUUUUAUGGCUAGAGAGAUAUUAAUCCUUCGACGACUCGACCAUCCAAAUAUUAUAAAAUUGGAAGGACUAAUCACUUCUCGAUCUUCAUGCACAAUGUAUCUCGUGUUCGAGUACAUGGAGCAUGACGUUUCGGGACUAUUAUCUUCCCCGGACAUCACUUUCACCGAACCCCAGGUGAAAUGCUAUAUGAAGCAACUAUUAUCGGGGCUCGAACAUUGUCAUUCGAGAGGAGUGAUGCAUAGGGAUAUCAAAGGCGCGAAUCUUUUAGUCGAUAACGAUGGGGUUUUGAAGAUUGCCGAUUUCGGAUUAGCGAAUUUUUUUUGUAGUAAUUAUGGGCAGAGGCAACCUCUAACGAGCCGUGUCGUCACCUUAUGGUAUCGCCCGCCGGAACUUCUACUGGGGUCCACCAAUUAUGGGCCGUCGGUCGAUAUUUGGAGCGUCGGUUGCUUACUGGCUGAACUUCUCAUCGGUAAACCUAUUCUCCAAGGCAGGACCGAGGUUGAACAGUUGCACAAAAUAUUCAAGCUUUGUGGGUCGCCAGCCGACGAUUAUUGGAAGAAAACGAAGCUUCCUCACGCGACUUUGUUUAAACCACAAUAUCCAUAUAAGAGUUCUCUUUGGCAAACUUUUGAUGAUAUGCCGGAAGCUUGUGUGUCACUUUUAGAAACUCUUCUAUCUGUGGAGGCACACAAAAGGGGUACGGCAACUUCAGCCCUUUCAUCGGAGUAUUUCAAGACGAAGCCGUACGCUUGUGAUCCGUCGAGCUUGCCGAAGUAUCCACCUAGUAAGGAGAUUGACAGUAAACAUCACGAAGUGGCAAGCAGGAAAAGACCUGGUGGAAGAUCUCGUGCACCCGAACCAAGAAAGCAGACUAGAAAGCAGAAUGGGAUGAAUAAAUUGGCCCCACAAGAGGAAUUGCCCCUCGAAAGGCAUGGUGAACCGAAUAAAAUAUCAGUUAGUGCGACGAAGGAGACAUUUUCCCAUGUGAGAAAUGCUUCUUCCAAAGGGGGCGACGAAGAAGAUAUUCACUCGUCGGGACCUUUACAAGUUUCGGGAUCGAGCGGUUUCGCUUGGGCUAAAAAAAGAAUGAUGGACACAUCGUUGCGAUCAAGAAGUCGGUCUUCUUCUUCCGGUGGCGGUGCUCUGCAUUUGAGGAACAACUUGGACGCGAAGGGCGAACUCGUAAAUAACACCAAAGGCCAGGAAUAUUCCUACGAGAACAUCAAGCGUUCGAUGCUUGUUAAACAAUGGACCCAAUUGGAGCGCCCCGAUUCGUUCGAUGCUUCCGACGAAUACCACUCGCAGGAACUGUCGAUGGGACUUUAUCGUAAAGGGGAUUCUGCGUCUGCCAAGAGAAUCAACUUGGUAUAUGAUGAACAAGGGGAGAAGGUUGAAUUUUCGGGGCCUUUGCUUUCUCAAUCGAAAAGAAUCGAUGAACUCUUGGAAAAACACGAGCGUCAUAUUCGCCAGGUCGUCCGAAGAUCAUGGUUCCAGAGAGUAAAGACAAACGGGAAGUAACUGCAUUUUUCGGCACAAGUUGUGGGAGAGUCGACAACUGAAGGUAGCUCAAUAUAAUAAUUCUGCCGUUUUUGACAAAGGUGUUCGUUCCCCUGCUCAAAAAAAAAAACGAUUGGGCUCUUCUACUAAAACAAGCGCAACGAAACGUAAACUCUGUGACCACUGAAGCUGUAUGUAUGUAGAAUCCUCUGAAUUAAAUUCCUCGUUAGACGAACAAAGGUCUGAUCUUCUUGUUCAUUACCCUUUUUUUUUUCUUUUUUUUUUUUUGACGAAACUUGUGAAAUUCCAUUCGACUAAAUUUUUCCAUGGACGAUCAUAUUGUUUUGUUCUCGAUGUAUAGGAUUUUUUUAUGAUAGUUUUGUCGAAAAGACGUGUAAUUCUUUUUCCAGAUUCUCAUUUUGUCGAAAAGACGUUAAAUACUGUAUGUUAUUAUUAGAAAAUCACAUUCCUUCUGAAACAAUUUUCGAAAGGGUAAA
This is a messenger RNA of Erythranthe guttata (spotted monkey flower), 3083 nucleotides long. RefSeq names its product protein IMPAIRED IN BABA-INDUCED STERILITY 1. NCBI's taxonomy places the organism in Eukaryota, Viridiplantae, Streptophyta, Magnoliopsida, Lamiales, Phrymaceae. Gene Ontology annotation, cellular component: nucleus; cyclin-dependent protein kinase holoenzyme complex. The record is from RefSeq and is a predicted model, not a curated record. Gene Ontology annotation, biological process: protein phosphorylation; positive regulation of transcription elongation by RNA polymerase II. Gene Ontology annotation, molecular function: ATP binding; RNA polymerase II CTD heptapeptide repeat kinase activity.